AUGUCGAUGUUUGCCUGGAAGAAGUUGUCUUCCUGUGAAGUCAUCACACAGGAGCUCAAGUCCCGCGCCGCUGAAGCUACCUUGGGAUUCUUUUCUGAAAGCUUUUCGAAUUCUUUCCAACUGAACAGUAGCGUGCUAAAGCUCCUCGAUAAUGGCACCGACGAAACCGUCAUUAGUGACGACGAAGAUACCAUACUGGGCGAGCUUGAUUUCUUGGAGGACGACAGGGAAGAACAACUGGGUACCCAGUACCACGCCCAGUACCACGAGGAUUCCGUCGUAGAGGAAAGAACUCAAGGGCCUUCCGUGGUCGACGAAUUCGAGGAAGAAGUCAUCGAAGACGAAGUAGAUACCCUGGAAUCGGAUGCAGAUGAAUCCCCACAAGAAGCAGCUCCCAUUGCCAUGGUUGCAGUUGAAGACGAUCCGGCUCAGGUUAAUGACUCUUCGUUCACACCUUUGGAUGCAGUCGAGGAGGAAGUUGUGGAAACCGACAAUGAGCAAAAGGUCAGCGAAGGCCUCGAAUCUGAUACAGCCCCCGAUGUUGGUGUGGCUCAAAACAAGCCCAACAACGAAGCUUCUAAUGAGUCUUCUGAAGAGCCACCCAAUGCAGAUGCUGCUGAGGAUCAAGAAGUCAACAAUGGCCUCGAAUCUGAUGCAGCCCCUGAGUUUGGUGUGGCUCAAAAUGAGCCGAACAACAACGAAGCCUCUAAUGAGUCUUCUGAAGAGCCCCCAAAUGCGGAUGCUGCUGAGGAUCAAGAAGUCAACAAUGGCCUCGA
Molecule: messenger RNA, 776 nt
Organism: Seminavis robusta
Lineage: Eukaryota; Bacillariophyta; Bacillariophyceae; Naviculales; Naviculaceae
Source: the annotation of a GenBank genome assembly